Messenger RNA from Vicia faba (fava bean), 1446 nucleotides. Lineage: Eukaryota; Viridiplantae; Streptophyta; Magnoliopsida; Fabales; Fabaceae. The record is from the annotation of a GenBank genome assembly.
AUGCUGAAAUCAGCAUUCACCCCUAUUUACUGGGCGCUAUCGCCCAAACCAAAAUCACCAAAUAUAUCAUCACACUUCAUCACAAACACCUUUUCAAACAGCACACCACAUGUUCGACAAAAUUCCUCUACCAACCCCAUCAUCACCCCUUCUUCAGCCUAUAUUCACCUUCCUUUCUGUAGAAAACGUUGCCACUACUGUGACUUCCCCAUUGUCGCCCUUGGCCAUGCUUCAACUCAAACACACGACGACCCGCGUGUUAUAAACUACAUACAAUGGCUCUGCAGAGAAAUCAACGCAACCAAACUAGAUGGAAAACUCCACUCCCAGACGCCUCUUCAAACGGUCUUUUUUGGAGGUGGGACACCCUCUUUGGUUCCUCCAAGUAUGGUUUCCUCGGUUUUGGAGACACUGAAGAUGAAAUUUGGGUUGAGUGAAAGUGCUGAAAUUUCAAUGGAAAUGGACCCCGGUACGUUUGAUUAUAAGAAGAUGGAAGAUAUGAUGUUGUUGGGAGUGAACAGAGUUUCUUUGGGAGUUCAAGCGUUUCAGGAGAAGCUUUUGAAGAGUUGUGGCAGAGCACAUGGUUUGGAAGAGGUUCAUGAGGCUAUUGAUAUUGUCAGAAAAUGUGGGGUUGAGAAUUGGAGUAUUGAUCUUAUUGCUUCACUGCCUCAUCAGACUAGUGACAUGUGGGAGGAAAGUCUAAGACUCACCAUUGAGGCACAGCCAACUCAUGUUUCUGUUUAUGAUUUGCAAAUUGAACAAGGCACAAAAUUUGGAAGUUUGUAUGCACCAGGGGAAUUUCCACUGCCUUCUGAGACACAAUCAGCUGAUUUCUAUAAGAUGGCUUCAAGGAUGCUUUGUGAUGCAAGUUAUAACCAUUACGAAAUCAGCAGCUACUGUAAGAAUGGGUAUGAAUGCAAACACAACUUUACCUAUUGGAAGAACAAGCCUUUCUAUGCCUUUGGCCUUGGCUCUACUAGUUUUGUUGGUGGGUUAAGGUUUGCAAGACCCAGGAAGUUGAACGAGUACAUGAAAUUUGUGGAAAAUCUUGAAAAUGGAUCAGUAAAUAGCUCAUCUGAUGACAACAUUAAUACCAAGGACACUGCCCUGGAUGUUGUGAUGCUGUCCCUGAGAACUGCAAGAGGUCUAGAUUUGAAGCAUUUCCAAGAAUCAUUUGGAAGCUCUCUGGUUUAUUCUCUGUUUGAGGUUUAUAAACCUUAUGUUGAGAGUGGACACAUGGUUUUCUUGGACGAGCAAAGGAGAGCCAUUAAAAUAGAGGAUAUCAACAAUUCUCUUUUGAAUGAUAUUAACUCAGAAAGGAGAGUGGCCUAUAUGAGGCUAAGUGAUCCAAAUGGUUUCCUUUUAUCAAACGAGUUAAUAGCCCUUGCUUUUGGGGUUAUUGACUCUUGGAAGGAUUAUCCUUCUGCGCUACAAGAAGCUACUUGA